Leptopilina boulardi is the source of this 1715-nucleotide messenger RNA. RefSeq lists its product as uncharacterized. The coding region runs from base 287 to 1357 and encodes 356 amino acids. The record is from RefSeq and is a predicted model, not a curated record. The transcript is spliced from 3 exons. Lineage: Eukaryota; Metazoa; Arthropoda; Insecta; Hymenoptera; Figitidae.
UUUCCUUUCACAAUUUUCAAGCGGCGUGUCAGUAUUUAUUCCAUUGUAUAUAAAUGUAUACUAGAAUUAUAACCUAUAAUUUAUUAUUUUUCAUAAAUUUAAUUUUAAUUUAGUUUAUUUCGUUUAUUUUCGUGAAUACAGUCUUUACAAUUGAUUGUUAAAGUUUAUUUUAGGCCUUUAAUGGUUCCAAAAUAUGGAAUUGUAAUGUAAUGUAAUUUGUUUCGAAUAUCAGAAUAAUUUAAAUCCUUCAUUUGAAUUGCCAAAAAUUGUCCGCAAUUUACCGAAAAUGAAUUCGUCAGAGGAUGAUGACAUAAAUUUCAUAAAAAAUGAACUUUUACCAGAAUUGGUAUACGAAAGAUGUUUUUGUGACGUUGGUUCAAGGGAAUUUGUCGAGUAUGAUUCAGCCUGUGUAAAAUCACUUAAUAACGAAAAGGGUCCAACGAAUAAUGAAUCUUAUUAUUCAGCAAAUAUAAUAGUUAAAUUUUCCGGUGAACCAAAAACAUUUUCCAUUUUUAUUAAAUUACUACCAGCUACUGUAAAUGACAUUGCUUACGAUUGGUUUUUAAAUGAAGAAAUAUUUUACAAUAGUCAUUUACUACGUAAGAGCAAUACAAAAUGUGUUCCAAAAUGUUAUGCCGUUAGUAUGGGUAAAUAUGGUCGACCUACACUUGUACUGGAAGAUUUAAAUGCUCAGGGUUUUGAGAAAAUUAGAAAAUUGAAUCUUGAAGAAUUAAAUUUAUGCGCCAGUGCAAUUGGAUUUUUUCAUGAAAGCAUUUUAAAAUAUGUGAGAGAGAAGAAUUGUUCGUUAAAUAAUUUUUCAACAUUAAAGAAUAUGGAAUCCAAUCAAAUUUUUUGUAAAGGAUACUCCAGAAUAAAAACAUUGAUAGAUUCGAAAAUUUUAAAAAAGAUCAAAAAUAUAGUUGGUGAAGAUAUUCGUGAAAAUUUGCAAUCAACAGUUGUAAAGGAACAGAAAAUAUUGUGUCACGGACACUUUAGUCGGGAAAAUUUGCUUUUCAAAUAUGAAAAUGGAAAAGCAGUUGAUGUAAAGGCUAUUCGUUGGCACACGAUAAAAUACAAUUCUAUUGGUAUGGAUUUAGCUUUUCUUAUUCUUGAAAAUUUGUCUAACGAAAUGGGAGACAUUGACGGUAUUUUAACUCGUUAUCUGAAAGCAUUGAAAAGUGGAGAUCUCGAAAACGAAAGAAAUUCUCUUUCAUUGACAGAAGUUCGAAGUGCUUUUGUCUCUAAUCUUCUGCACGCCUAUUUUACCUUAUCGUUGGAUGAAGACUGUUCGGAUGAGAAAAUCGUAGCAUUAUCGGAGCAAUUGGAGCGUUUGGGUGCUUUCAAUGAGAUCCAGUGACAUAAAUAAAAAAGAAAACUCUAACACACAGGAUAAAAACAUAUAGUAUUGUUUAUUCUCUUCAUUUCUUUCUAUUUUAAGAAUAACAUUUUUCAUCUGCUUUUUUUAAGAACAUUAAUAAUAAAUUUAGAUUAGAAAAUUUUAGAUUUGUUUUUGAUAUUUUAAACGUUCAAAAAUGAACGAAAAAUUUGUUUACUACUUUUUUAACUUUAAAUUUGAUUACAAAUUAUUGGUUUCUGUAUUCUAAAAUAAAUUAAUAAGUUACUAAAUGUUUAAUAUAUUCUUUUAUUUUGCAUUGCUGUAGUAAUUUAAAAAAAAUUUAUAGAUCAAAAAAAUUAUUUCGUUCAUUUGAACGUUC